UCUCCUGUGUCUUCCUGGCCUUUGUCAUCAUGCUGCUGGCACUCAAGCUGAAGCGCUGGCACUCCUCGCGCCUGCUGCAGGCUUCUGCAAGCGGAUUGGCUGGCGUCCCUGCCUCGCACUUUGUGGGCGUGGACGGGGUCAGGGCUUUUCUGCAGACCUACUCUCAUGAGGUGUCCCUGACUGCUGACUCACGCAAGAGUCACCUGAUCUUCCCGCAGCCCAACUAUGCGGAUACCCUCAUCAGCCAAGAGAGCUGUGAAAAAAGUGAGCCUCUUCUGAUUCCGAGAGAUUCAAAUUUUUGUAAAGAGGACAAGUCCCUAGUUCAGGACUGGAUUAAAGGAGAUGAAUGUGAGAAUGAGUAA
Messenger RNA from Suncus etruscus (white-toothed pygmy shrew), 362 nucleotides. Its product is annotated as protocadherin gamma-A3-like. The transcript has 2 exons. The record is from RefSeq and is a predicted model, not a curated record. The coding region runs from base 30 to 362 and encodes 110 amino acids. Lineage: Eukaryota; Metazoa; Chordata; Mammalia; Eulipotyphla; Soricidae.